Molecule: messenger RNA, 2594 nt
Organism: Nanorana parkeri
Lineage: Eukaryota; Metazoa; Chordata; Amphibia; Anura; Dicroglossidae
Gene: SLC26A5
Product: solute carrier family 26 member 5
Exons: 18
Coding region: 79-2187 (702 amino acids)
Biological process (GO): transmembrane transport
Cellular component (GO): membrane
Molecular function (GO): oxalate transmembrane transporter activity; chloride transmembrane transporter activity; bicarbonate transmembrane transporter activity
Source: RefSeq, a predicted model, not a curated record
GGAUCACAGGCUACCGAGCUUUCACUAGAGAAGACAUUACAAAGUACGAAGAUACUUACAGAAGAUCUGAAAUGUGCUAUGGAACUAGCUUCAGGGGAAGAUGACUGCCUUUAUCAGAGACAAAAGUACUGCGUAGAGAGGCCCAUAUUCACCCAGGAAUAUCUCCAAGAACAUUUGCACCCAAGGAAGAAAGAGCCAGUGUCUAUCCUCAAAAAAAUCUCGCAGUCUUGCAGGUGUACUGCAAAGAAGGCCAAAUCUCAGCUGUUCAGUUUCCUUCCAAUUUUGAAAUGGCUGCCACGUUACCCAGUGAAAGAGUAUCUCAUGGGAGAUAUCGUUUCAGGCCUGAGCACCGGGGUCAUGCAGCUCCCACAGGGGUUAGCGUAUGCCCUGCUGGCAGCUGUACCGCCAGUGUUUGGACUGUAUUCUUCAUUUUAUCCAGUGUUCCUGUACACCUUCUUUGGAACAUCAAGACACGUAUCAAUAGGUACCUUUGCAGUAAUCAGCCUAAUGAUUGGUGGGGUCGCAAUAAGAAUUGCUCCAGAUGAGAUGUUUCAUAUAGUGGAAACCAAUGUCACAAACAGCACAGAUUACCUAGAGAAGAUUGAAGCAAGGGAUGCAAUGAGAGUGAAAGUAGCUGUUGCAAUUACUUUACUUUGUGGUCUAAUUCAGAUGUGUCUAGGCAUACUUCGAUUUGGCUUUGUAGCCAUCUACCUGACUGAACCUUUGGUACGAGGAUUCACCACAGCAGCUGCGGUACAUGUCUUUAUUUCUCAGUUAAAAUAUCUAUUGGGCAUUAAGACAAAGAGAUACAGUGGACUUCUAGCAGUCAUAUACAGCUUAGUCGAUGUAUUGUCUAAUAUCGCAAUGACCAAUGUGCCCACGCUGAUCAUUGGCCUUAUAUGCAUGGUACUACUGCUGGGUGCCAAGGAAGUUAAUGAUCGUUUUAAAAAGAAAUUGCCUGUUCCAAUUCCCAUGGAGAUCAUUGUUGUGAUUAUCUCAACUGGAGUUUCAACUGGGCUGAAUCUUGAAGGGUCAUAUGGUGUAGAUGUAGUUGGAAAUAUCCCUACAGGGUUUUACAUAAAUGAAUACAAGCUGGCCAUUGUGCACUCCCCUGUGGUUUUUCUCAACCCUCUAACUGCCACUUGUCUGGAAGGCUUGGAACUUAUUGCUAUGGGGCUGUGCAAUUCGAUCGGCUCUUUCUUUCAUACGUUUGCUGUGACCUGCUCAAUGUCUCGUAGCCUAGUUCAAGAGAGCACUGGAGGAAACACACAGAUUGCGGGUUUGCUGUCCUCCUUUAUGGUGCUUUUGGUCAUACUGGUCAUUGGAUAUCUAUUUCAACCAUUACCUCAGAGUAUCUGGGUAGUGUCCUUUGUGGCAUCGGUUUCCCUUGGCCUGGACUAUGGAUUGAUUGUUGCAGUGGCAUAUGCUAUUAUAACAGUAAUCUACCGUACACAAAGUUCAAAGUACAGUAUCCUAGGACAGAUUCCACUUACAGACAUAUACUGCGAUGUCGAGGAAUAUGAGGAGACCAAAGAAAUCCCUGGUAUAAAAAUAUUUCAGGCCAACACCUCCUUGUACUUUGCAAACAGUGAUCUUUAUGUCUGUGCUUUGAGAAAAAAGACUGGAAUAGAUCCAAAUGCUAUAUUAAUUGCCAAGAAAAAGGCCCAGAAGAGACAUGCCAAGGAACUGAAGAAAUCAAAUAAAAGUGAAAGGAGAGCAGUUUUGAAGCUUACAAAUGAUGUGGAAAUGGCAGUGAAACAUGAACUAAUGAACGACGAUCCAAUCACAGACUAUUCAGGAAAUGUGACAAAUGGAUCUGCUGAUGGCAAUCUGCACAAUUCACCUUCUGAAGAGUUACACUAUUUUAUGACUCCAGUCAUCAGUGUUAACACAAUCGUGCUGGACUUCACACCUGUAAACUUUGUUGAUUCUGUUGGAGUUAAAAUGCUCAAAACUAUUAUUAAGGAAUACAAAGAAAUUGGUGUUGAUAUCCUUCUGUCUGGCUGUAAUGGGUUGGUUGUACAAGAUCUGACCAGCUUGAAUUUCUUUGAUAAGAAUAUAAGAAGAGACAUAAUUUUUCACAGUAUUCACGAUGCUGUUAUCCACUGCAAGUUCAGAGCCUCGUCAUUGGCUCUCACGUCUUCAGAAGAGCAGGUCUUGAGCUCAGACACUCCAAGCCAGGUCUGAUGUUCUCAGAAUGUCUCUAUCGCCACAGAUCCUGCUACCGAGUACGAAGGAGAUUUUUUUUAACCUACGGAUAACUUGGCAAUCAUGCUUUUUUUAGGAACUUUGAACCGCUAUGGUUUGUGAAAAAAGGGCUGGUUUAUUUGCUGGCCUUAUACUGUUCAGCCCCUGUUACAUACCUAAUAGGCCAUACUGGCUUAUAAAGUUCAUUUAUAUUUUGCCCUGGAUUAUUGACAUAUUCUAUACCGUGGAGGAAACUUUAGCCAUUUAAAUAUGGUACAGUUUCAUCUCCCAUAAAUGGCCAGCUUUUAGUUGCACUUUUCUAUGUUUAUUAUUAGUGUAAUAUAUGUUCUCCAGUUGACGUUCCUGCAUCUCACUGCAUGUGGUUUGAACAGGUGGCGUGGGUGCUG